UGCGGCCAGCCAAUCAGCGGCGGCGUCUCUUGGUGCGCUGCGCCUGGUGCUGAUGGGCAGCGCUCGGGUAUUGGAGGGGAUGGGCACACAUUGGCAAUUGGUUGGGAGUGCGGUGCUGGCCAUGUCUAGCAGGGUUCCCGUAUCUCCGGAUCCGUCCUCCCGGUGUACCGGAUUGCAGUCCCAGGCCCCCUCCAGAGUGACAGAUUUGGAUUGCUCUCUGCCCGGAGAACGUUCCGUUGAAUGGUGCGUCUCUAUCCAUGGACUCUCCGGGGAGAGGGAAUUCUCUAAUCCGGCACAAUAGGCCACCUGGAGCCCUUCCGUCUUCACAAUGAAUUUAUCCGACCGGAUGACUGACUUUGCCGAUCAGACCCGCUACGACUAUGUCAACAGCACCUCCGUGUCUCACGUGGGCAACGGGACCCUGCGGGACAUCCAGCAGAUCAUCCACACGGCCACGUUGGUCACCUGCACCUUCCUCCUGGUGAUAAUCUUCUGCCUGGGAUCCUACGGGAACCUCGUGGUCUUCUUGUCCUUCUUCGACCCGGCCUUUAGGAAGUUUCGGACCAACUUCGACUUCAUGAUCCUGAACUUGUCCUUCUGCGACCUCUUUAUUUGUUGCAUCUCCGCCCCCAUGUUUGCCUUCGUCUUGUUUUUCGAUACCGGCAGCAACGUGCCCGACGCGUUUUGCUUCACCUUCCACCUUACCAGUUCCGGCUUCAUCAUCAUGUCUUUAAAAACGGUGGCGGUGAUCGCCCUUCACCGGCUGAGGAUGGUUCUUGGACAGCAGCCUAAUCGGACGGCCUCCUUCCCCUGCACUUUGAUGCUCACGGUGCUCCUUUGGACCACGAGCUUUACCCUUGCCACCCUGGCCACGCUAAGGACACGAAAGUCUCGGAUAUGUUUACCUAUGUACAGCCUUAUCAGCGGAGAGGGGAAAAUUAUCCUGUAUUUGUAUGUCAUAGACUUCACUUUCUGCGUGGCGGUGGUGUCAGCGUCCUACAUUAUGAUUGCCCAGGCGUUGAGGAAAAAUGCCCAGGUGAGGAAAUGCCCCAUCAUCACCGUGGACACCACGAGGCCACAGCCCUUCAUUGGGCCGCCUGGCGUGGAUGGUGUACAAUGUACUGUCCCUGCUUUGUACAGGAACCAGAAUUAUAACAAACUUCAGCAUAUCCAGACGCACGCCUACACCAAAAAACUCAGCCAAAUGCCCGUCCCGGCAAGCAGACUGCAGCUGGUGUCCGCCGUCAACCUAUCCACGGCAAAGGAUUCCAAAGCGGUGGUGACUUGCGUGGUCAUCGUCCUCUCCGUGCUCAUCUGUUGCCUUCCGUUGGGCAUCUCUUUGGUCCAAGACGUGUUGACCAACAGCAGCAGCUUCGUCCUCUACCAGUUUGAACUUUGCGGGUUCACUCUGAUCUUUUUAAAGUCGGGCUUGAACCCCUUCAUCUACUCCCGUAACAGCGCCGGGCUGAGGCGGAGGGUGCUGUGGUGCAUCCAGUACGUGGCGCUGGGAUUUUUAUGCUGCAAACAAAAAACCAGACUGCGCGCCAUGGGAAAGGGCAGCCUGGAGGCCAACCGCAACAAGUCCUCCCACCACGAAACCAACUCGGCGUACAUGUUGUCGCCAAAGCCGCAGAAAAAGUUUGUGGACCAAGCCUGCGGCCCGAGUCAUUCUAAAGACAGCGUGCUGAGCCCGAAAGGAUCCGGGGGGCAUCAGCAUUACGCCCAGAGCAGCUCCACCCCAAUUAAUACCCGUAUAGAGCCCUACUAUAGUAUCUAUAAUAGCAGCCCCUCCCAAGAGAUAAGCACCCCCAAUAGCCUGCAGCCAGUAAACUCCACCUUCGGUUUUGCCAAAUCGUAUAUUGCCAUGCAUUACCACACCACUAAUGAUUUAAUGCAAGAGUGUGAGACCACCUCUGCCAAGCAAAUACCCGUGCCAUCUGUCUGACCAUGAGACUGUAAUAUGCAUCUUGUAACAUGUGUUAUUGCCAUACAGCUAUAGGUUUACACUUUACUAUUUCACAAGUAUUAGGACUCACUUAAUGGAAAAAAAAAUAUUUUUCAUAUAACUUUAUUAAACAAUGUAACAGUUCACAUUAA
Molecule: messenger RNA, 2097 nt
Organism: Rana temporaria (common frog)
Lineage: Eukaryota; Metazoa; Chordata; Amphibia; Anura; Ranidae
Gene: GPR75
Product: G protein-coupled receptor 75
Exons: 2
Coding region: 329-1945 (538 amino acids)
Biological process (GO): G protein-coupled receptor signaling pathway
Cellular component (GO): membrane
Molecular function (GO): C-C chemokine receptor activity
Source: RefSeq, a predicted model, not a curated record